Molecule: messenger RNA, 1515 nt
Organism: Prunus dulcis (almond)
Lineage: Eukaryota; Viridiplantae; Streptophyta; Magnoliopsida; Rosales; Rosaceae
Product: probable protein phosphatase 2C 76
Exons: 9
Coding region: 356-1402 (348 amino acids)
Biological process (GO): protein dephosphorylation
Cellular component (GO): nucleus; cytosol
Molecular function (GO): protein serine/threonine phosphatase activity; cation binding
Source: RefSeq, a predicted model, not a curated record
CAAGGUCUCUCUCUCUCUCUCUCUCUCUCUCAACUUUCGCUUAGUGUCUCACUGUAUUUAUCCACCUCUUGAAUCUCACCCAGUCUCUCUAUCUCUAGGGUUUCAGAUGCUAUCAGGUUUUGGAGUGAGAAAAGUGUAUCUUGUACAUAUAUGCAUGUACGUAUGGCGCUGAUUGGAUUACGCUAUUAGAUUCGGAUCCUCCACUUGCUUCAACCCGAACCGUUUCGUUUGAGCCCGGUAUACUCUAUCCGAUCCGAUCGGACUCUUUUCGGAGCUCAAACACGAAGAUUUCCAGCGACAAUUUUGCUAUCAAAUUCAAAAGAUUUGGCACCGAAAGCCAGACGGGUCUAUUUAGAUGAUAUGCAAAAUUUGCAUAAGGAGUGUGAUUUCUCAAGCUGGCCAUAUAGUAACGUUCACAAAAGCAAGGGUGCAUUUGAACAAUUUUGAGAGAGUUCGCAAGUGUGCCAAUCCGUGGAACCGAGCAUUUAGGACGAGUUUAAGGAUGAUGGUUGAUGCAGGUGAGAUGGAAAAACGGGGCUCCAUUCUUGAUGUGCUGCCAGACAAAAAUGAAGAUGGUGAAUAUACCAGCGGGGGUUUGAAAAGUGAAGGCGGAAAACUGAGUUGCGGCUAUUCAAGUUUCAGGGGAAAAAGAGCAACCAUGGAGGAUUUUUAUGACAUUAAAAUGUCCAAAAUCGAUGGGCAAACAGUCUGCCUGUUUGGAAUAUUCGAUGGUCAUGGUGGUUCUCGUGCAGCCGAAUAUUUGAAGGAGCAUCUAUUUGAGAAUCUCGUGAAGCAUCCACUAUUUAUUACAGACACGAAGUUAGCUAUUAGUGAAUCGUAUCAACAGACGGAUGCAGAUUUCUUGGCUUCUGAAAGAGAUACAUACCGUGAUGAUGGUUCUACUGCUUCAACAGCAGUCUUGGUUGGUAACCAUCUAUAUGUUGCCAACGUUGGAGAUUCACGUACAAUAAUAUCAAAGGCAGGAAGAGCAAUUCCUUUAUCUGAGGAUCACAAACCAAAUCGAAGUGAUGAGAGGAAGAGAAUUGAAAGUGCCGGGGGUGUUGUAAUGUGGGCAGGCACUUGGAGGGUAGGAGGUGUGCUGGCUAUGUCUCGGGCUUUUGGGAACCGCAUGUUGAAACAAUUUGUUGUCGCAGAACCUGAGAUCCAGGACCAAGAGGUGGAUGAAGAAUUUGAAUUUAUCGUGCUUGCUAGUGAUGGGUUAUGGGACGUGGUACCAAAUGAGGUUGCUGUUGAAGUGGCCCAAACAGAAGAACAACCUGAGGCAGCAGCUCGAAAGUUAACGGCGGUUGCAUUUUGCCGCGGUAGUGCAGACAAUAUAACAUGCAUUGUGGUGAAGUUCCACCACGACAAAGCAGAGCCGGCCAGUGAACACCGUGUUUAGAAACUUUAUAUUGCAUGUGUGGAUUUAUCAACAUUUUUUAAGUAAUCGAUUUUUAAACUUGCACAUGCAAGUGGCUGAGUGCUUUAUAGAAAUGAAAGCAAUUUGUUUAUUCA